AUGCUCAAUUUAUCAAAAAUGUCAUUUUUAUCGAAAAUAAAGAGGUCUCGAAUAAAAUUGACUACUAGUAUCAGGUCUCCUCAAACUUUAAUAACAACACAAUCAGAAACAACUCUUUCCUCACCAUCAUCGGUAUCAGCCACAUUCAAUUCAACUACAACUUUACAGAAUGACGACGAUCCAAUAUUGAAAAAUUUAAAUCCUCAACAAUUACAAGCAGUCACAUGUGAUAAUAAUCAAUCAACAUUGGUUUUAAGUGGAGCGGGUAGCGGUAAGACACGUGUAUUAACGACACGUAUUGCCUAUUUGAUUCGCGAACAUUCUGUUAAACCAGAUGAAAUAUUAGCCGUAACAUUCACGAAUAAAGCAGCGUUAGAAAUGAGAGGACGAAUUACAAAAAUGUUAAUUAAUAUUCGAUUAAGUGACAUGUGGUUAGGUAAGCCAAAACAAAUUGCUAUCUAGUAGAUGUAAGGGUUGAGAACUUGAGCAAAAUCUGCUGCUCUUGAAACAAAUAUUUGUCUUGUAUUAUUUAUUUGUCAUUU
Didymodactylos carnosus is the source of this 542-nucleotide messenger RNA. NCBI's taxonomy places the organism in Eukaryota, Metazoa, Rotifera, Eurotatoria, Philodinida, Philodinidae. The record is from the annotation of a GenBank genome assembly.